Messenger RNA from Trichomycterus rosablanca, 2196 nucleotides. Its product is annotated as acetylcholine receptor subunit alpha-like. Gene Ontology annotation, biological process: nervous system process; chemical synaptic transmission; signal transduction. Gene Ontology annotation, cellular component: synapse; plasma membrane; neuron projection. Gene Ontology annotation, molecular function: acetylcholine-gated monoatomic cation-selective channel activity; transmembrane signaling receptor activity. The record is from RefSeq and is a predicted model, not a curated record. The transcript is spliced from 9 exons. NCBI's taxonomy places the organism in Eukaryota, Metazoa, Chordata, Actinopteri, Siluriformes, Trichomycteridae. The coding region runs from base 33 to 1403 and encodes 456 amino acids.
CAACUGGAUAUUUUCUCUUCAUUGCCUGUAAAAUGAAGUGGAUUUAUUUGGUUCCUCUUGCCCUGACUGUCUUCUCAGGGUUGGUGUGUUGUUCAGAGGAUGAGACUCUACUAGUGAAAACUCUCUUCACUGGAUAUAAUAAAGUGGUCAGACCUGUCAAUCACUACAAGGAUGCAGUGGUGGUCACUUUAGGACUGCAGCUAAUCCAGCUCAUCAGUGUGGAUGAAGUAAACCAGAUUGUCACAACAAAUGUGCGCCUGAAACAGCAAUGGAAAGAUGUGAACCUGCAGUGGAAACCAGAGGAUUAUGGAGGGAUAAAAAAGAUCCGCGUUCCUUCCACUGACAUCUGGAGACCUGACCUCGUUCUCUAUAACAAUGCAGACGGGGACUUUGCCAUUGUACAUGAGACCAAGGUUCUGCUCGAAUAUACAGGAAUGAUCACCUGGAACCCACCCGCCAUCUUUAAGAGCUACUGUGAGAUCAUUGUACUACACUUCCCCUUUGACCUCCAGAACUGCAGCAUGAAACUCGGAACAUGGACUUUUGAUGGAAACCUUGUUGUUAUUAACCCUGACAGCGAUCGACCUGACCUGAGUAACUUUAUGGAGAGUGGUGAGUGGGUGAUGAAGGACUACAGAAGCUGGAAGCACUGGGUGUAUUACGCCUGUUGUCAAGACACUCCAUAUUUGGAUAUCACCUACCACUUCCUAAUGCUGAGACUGCCACUUUACUUUAUCGUCAAUGUGAUCAUCCCCUGUAUCCUCUUCUCUUUUCUGACUGGCCUGGUAUUCUACCUGCCCACAGACUCAGGUGAAAAGAUGACCCUUUGUAUCUCUGUCCUGUUGUCUCUGACUGUGUUCUUGCUGGUGAUCGUUGAGCUAAUUCCAUCUACCUCAAGUGCUGUUCCACUUAUUGGCAAAUACAUGCUCUUCACGAUGGUCUUCGUCAUUGCCUCCAUCAUCAUUACCGUCGUUGUUAUCAACACACACCACCGUUCCCCGAGCACACACACCAUGCCUGCUUGGGUGCGCAAGAUUUUCAUUGAAACCAUCCCCAAGUGGAUGUUCUUCUCCUCUAUGAAGAGGCCUACUGGGAGAAAAGAGAAUAAAAACAUUUUCAGUCCUGAUCUUGACAUCUCUGAUAUUUCUGGAAAGCCGAUGCCUACGUCUGUGCCCUACCAGUCACCCAUCACCAAGAACCCAGAUGUGCGCAGUGCUAUAGAGGGAGUCAAAUACAUUGCAGAGACCAUGAAAUCAGAUGAAGAGUCCAACAAUGCCUGUGAAGAGUGGAAAUUUGUUGCGAUGGUCAUGGACCACAUUCUUCUCUGUGUGUUCAUGUCUGUGUGUAUCCUUGGAACAACUGCUGUCUUUGCUGGACGUCUCAUUGAGCUCAGUCUAUUAUAAGUCAGUUAUCUAAGUAAUAUCAUUUACCAAAUAAGGGGAUCCAAUGUUUUUCUUUUAAUAAGCAGACACAGUUUUAAAUUGUGCUCAACAGGCCUUACAUACUUCUUGAAUAUAUUUUCAUGUAAUUAAUUAAUUAGUACUUAAGUAAUGUAAUAUUUGUUUUUGGCCCACCCCUUGUUCGUCAGACCUGUGCCAAUAAAGCCCACUGAGAGCUCAAACAUAAAACAUGAUAACAGAGACUAUUGCUGUGGUCUAUUUUACUGUGUUUAACCCUACGGAGCAGAAUCAAUUACAGCAGCCAGUGUGGGUGUACCAAUCUAAAGUGAGAAAAAGUAGUUCAAAAGAGCAUUUUAACUGGAUUUAUUUUUAAAGAAAAACACUAUUAAUUUACGCUCACAUGCCUUUUUGCUGUAUUUUUUCUUUGAAUAAAAAUUACCAGCAGCAAACAGUGGGUUUGACAAUAAAUGCAGUUCAGUUACUAAACAUGUAGUAAUGUUAAAAAAGUAAAUUUCAAAAGUGUGUUCAAAAUGCUGUUCUAAUGCUUUUUUUAAUCAAAGUUUGAAACACGUAGUACAACCGCAUGCAAUAAGCAAUUAGUUUUUAGUGCUAAAUGCAGAAAGGGUAGCUUUAUAUGAUUGUUGCUAUAUAAAAUAUUCAUAUAUAAUAUUGUUGGUCAUAUGAUGUAUAUCCAAGUCAACAUAGGUUAACUGGUCGCUGUAAGUAUGCUAAUAUAUUGUUACUGAUGGUAUGUUCUUUCAAAAUAUAUACUGUUAUAUACUAUACUAUGUGUUAC